Molecule: messenger RNA, 1479 nt
Organism: Lindgomyces ingoldianus
Lineage: Eukaryota; Fungi; Ascomycota; Dothideomycetes; Pleosporales; Lindgomycetaceae
Exons: 11
Coding region: 1-1479 (492 amino acids)
Source: RefSeq, a predicted model, not a curated record
AUGCAACCCUCUGCAUCCAAAAGCCAAGAUCAGAUAAGCAAUGACAAGCUCACUUCAACCCACAAAUUUCCUUGCAGUUACCAAUCUGAGAGGCAUUCUAAACUCUCAAGGCCUAAGAGGCGGCGAAAGAACCAUACGCUACGUAAGAUUCCACGCUCAAGUAGUGACGACAAGAAACUACCGUCAGCGGUGCAAGGACCAACGAUCCAAGGAGCUGUAAAGUCCGUCUGUGUCACUUGGAUCACCGGAAAUAGCCCAGUGAAGUUCCAAACUGUCGGCGACAUUGUAGAGGCUGGCCAGACACGCAAGGUCUUGCGUGGUUGGAGCCCAUGGGUUGUUCACCUCGAGCAGCCAAUGACACAAGACGUAAUUCGUGGUAGUCAGCGAAAAGCAAAGAUUGAAACUUUCGUUUUCUGUUUCUGCAUCGAACCACCACUGACUUCCAAAUCGAGCCGCUGCAAGUACAGCUGUGCCGGAGAAUAUUGCUCACCUCAUCAUGCAGACAAAGCUCUUAUUUGCCCCGGAGUCGGUAUCGCAAAUAGUGGCGCACUCUCCAACACUAUGUUCCUGAUCCAGGUCUCAUUCUCCGCGGGAACGGUUUCACAUCUCUCAGAUCCCGAAACCAGAAUGCUAAGCUUUAGCCAAGCUUUAGAUGUCCAAGUCCAGAUCAGCGGCUACCUGUUUUGGCUGACCUCCUUGGCGAAGCUUCGGAUGUCCAUUUGGUAUCGAACCAGCUGGCUGGCGCUUCUAGUCACUGCUGCCAGCAUGUUUUACUACACCAUGGUGACGGGCUCUGGUCCUGUCCUUCAAUGUUCAUAUUCAUAUUCACUACUGGUUCUCGAUUCCCUUUUCGUUACAUCCUUAUCUGAGUCUAUUGUUCUUGGCCAUAAUUCGUACAACUGUCUUGUCAAAAUGAGAUUCUUCCAGCCUCUUGCCCUUUCUGUCAUUGUCGGCCUGGUUGCCGCGUCUCCCGUUCCUUAUAAUGAUGGAUCUCUCGAAAUUCGAGCAGAUUCAGUAGCCGACCCAGUUGAUGCUCCCCUCAUCGAGAAACGAUAUCCCGUUGCUGAGCCCCAAGCCAAAGGGAAAAAGGGCAAAAAGGGCAAAGGAAAGGCUAAGAAAGGAAAAGGAAAAGCGAAGAAGGCGAAGAAGGCGAAGAGGAGAGACGAUAGCCUCUCCUCUCUCUCAGAUAUUUUGGAACGGGAAGUCGACACUGCUGCGAUCGACACUGUUAUCGUUGCACGGGACCCGGAACCCGAAGCUGAAGCUGAAGCCGACCCUGAGGCACUAGCCGAACUGUGGGAGCGAUUCGCUGAACCUGAACCUGCGCCGCAGGCAAACACAACCGCAGCAACCGCAGCAAAGGGUAAGGCUAAGGCCAAGGCCAAAGGGAAGGCUAAGGGUAAAGGCAAGGCAAAGGGUAAAGCAAAGGGGAAAGGAAAAGCGAAGGGAAAGGCGAAGGGUAAGGGAAAAGCAAAGUAG